This is a messenger RNA of Notodromas monacha, 2186 nucleotides long. The record is from the annotation of a GenBank genome assembly. Lineage: Eukaryota; Metazoa; Arthropoda; Ostracoda; Podocopida; Cyprididae.
UUUACUGAAUUUGAGCCGAAAAAUAAAAUUUCCUGCUCAUGAUUCGCACAUACGCAAAGUAAUCUUGUAUGGCUCCCGCCGCUAAUUUCCUCUAUUGAUUUUGCAGAAAAAAUGUGCGCAUGGUACUUGGGUAAGUACGAUAUAAUGGGUAGUAAAAUUGAUCUAAAUGACCACGAACGAGGUUUAAAUUAUGUUCCACUCUCAUCCUCUUAUCUUCGCGACAGAAAAAGAAACACCUCUGCAGCACCAGGUUAUUUAGCACUAUAAACUAUAUAUCCUUAAUUCACCUCAUCACGUCAACCUUAUCAGUCGCACUUGGUAAAUAAUAGAAGAUUUCACAAGAAACGACCGAAUCCGCAGACGUGGACUACUACACUUUCUAAAAAAAAAAAACUUCCACAACUAAUCUUUCGAGGAAACGAGAAAAUCCUGUGGGAACCGAAGCCGAUGAACCUAUACUACUCUUGUUCUUACUUCUGCCUUUUCGUUUGGAUCAGGUUACGAACGCGAAUUACGAAUAAUUCAAUUUCGAUUCGCACCCGAAAGGUAAAGAGCAUGAAAUGCACAAAACACGACAGCAUCAUCUUCAUGAGGCUGAAACGAGUCGCCAUGCGCCGCUUCUUGAACGCUCCCUCGUGUCUAAAAUCCUCACUGGGCUUGUGCUGCUUGGCCAUCAUCACACUCUUGUUGCUGGUAAAUGACCCAGGGUGUUGGUGUUCCCGCGAAAACUGCCAACAAUCGUAUCCGCUCGUGUGCAACCACGAAGAAUUCUUCAUUCAGGACUUCGAUCAAAGCUUCGGAAGGAAUCGCACUUACGACGACCUGCUCGUCGAUCACAUCAGAGAGACUUUCUUGUGGCCGCCUUCCGAGGACGAUUAUAAUCUGGAAAAUGAUCCGCGAAAGGUGCGGUCAGCCGACAAGAACGAAGAGAAUCCUGCCAACCGUUUUGUGAAAAACGUCAUCAUGAAGGAGCUCUUCCCCAACAAAUACAACGGCGUGUUCUUCGAAGCCGGAGCACUAGAUGGGGAAACUCUUUCCUGUUCCUUGUAUUUCGAAGUGGUUCGCAACUGGACAGGACUCUUGGUCGAAAUGAAUCCCCUGGCGAUGGAGAGACUCAUCAGCAAGAACCGUAAGGCCCAAAUUGCUCCAGUCUGUCUUUCAACAACUGCGAUACCGCAAAAGAUGCCGAUGACCAUGAGAUACGAUCCGAAAUUUCCUUACACCAUGUGGGGCGCAUCUGUGAACGGUCUAGUGCGGAAUCACUUACGGUAUCACGUGAAACCGCAGAAUUUCCUCGAGGUGACGGCGAUAGUGGAUUGCUAUCCGUUGCCGGCUGUUUUGGCAGCUGCAAACAUUUCCAGCAUUGACCUUUUUGCGUUGGAUCUGGAGGGUGUUGAGCUGCAGGUCCUCAAGACUAUCGACUGGAAAGCCGUCACUAUAAAAGUGAUCAUCUUAGAUCUCAUCCAUACGGAAGAAGGACCAGCGGAGGUACAACGAUUUCUACACCGGAAAGGGUUCAGGCAGGUUUACGGGGACUGGGAACCAGUCAUCUUUGUUUCCAAGCAGUACUUGCAUACGCUUCGAAAAAGACAAGGAUUCUUGACAAUAGAAGGUGUGUCAGCUGAAUGGAAAGGUCCUUCUAAAGCGACUUUCAAGAAUGAAUGCGAAGCAAUUUUCAAAGUGUUUUCGCGGGGCUUGAUUUCUAUUGCCACUGUGUUGCAUCGAACCAAAGAAGUUCGCGAUUUCUUCCCCACGAUCAUGGAGAAGGUUUUGGAACCGUUGCGAGGCAUGAAAUGGAAUGAGGAGCAACUCGAAUGUUUUCUGACUUGCUACGUAGCAGCUGGGAUGAAGUUGGAUUUGGCGAAAAAGCGUCACUUGCAAGAUCGGGAGCAACGGACUAUGCGUGAAAAGCUUAUGGACACGAUACAUGAAUACGAUGAAGAUAUGUAUCCAAGAGCUGCAUUGCGCUUGAAGAAAUGCGCUUUUCUAGAAGUUCGGGAAAAAUUGUCGAUUGCAUCCGUGUGUUCUCAGUCAGCGUUAUGAGCAUUAUUUUUCAAUGUGAGGAUUUUUAUAUGUAAUGCGGAAAACAGGUGCAAUUCUUUUCAUCCCCUGAUGUGAGGUUUAUUUUGCAUGGAGUUGACUUCGUAAUUCUCUACUUUUUGUUGACCUGAGACGCGGAUGGAAAC